AAAACAUUUAAUCUUUUGUGAAGCGUCUAACUUUUUAUUUUAAUAGGUAGGCAUGUACAGGACGUACUAAACCGGGGUCCUGGCUGAUCGGCUUGUUUUCGGCAUGGCUGCAGCUUUUUUCUCUCCUUUUGUUAAACCUUGGACACCGAGAGUGCUGCUGGUGCGAUGGAGCAGGUACAACCCUUACUAUCUAGAGCCAGAGAUCAGGAAGGAGACAUACAACCAACUGGAUACCGAGCUGAGUCCUGAGGAGAAGGAGCUCCGGGAGCUCAAACCCGUCAGACCCAUCAAAGCAGCAACCAAUGCGGAGAGCAGCUCUGUAUUCUGGGACCCGGUCCUCGGCAAAUUUAUCAAUAUGAUGAUGAAACAUGGAAACAAAGUUCUAUCCAGAGAGUUAAUGACACAGACAUUGGAGCUCAUUAAAAGGAAACAACUGGAGAAAUAUCACAAAGCUCCAGAGGGACAGAAGAACGAGAUUGAGUGCAACCCCUAUGUCAUCUUUCACAAGGCCCUGGAAAACUGCAAGCCUGUCGUUGGACUGAUGGUUGUCAAAAAAAGUGGAAAAGCCUACCAGGUGCCCGUCCCACUGAGAGACGAGCAGCGCCGCUUCUUUGCCAUGAAAUGGAUGAUCACAGAAUGCCGUGAAAACAAGCACAGGCGCACACACAUGCCGGAAAAACUUAGCCAGGAGCUGCUGGCAGCUUACGUCAUGGAGGGCAACGUUAUCAAGAAGAAGUACGAGCUGCACAAGAUGGCAGAAUCCAACAGAGCCUUCGCACACUACCGCUGGUAGUGCUUUUUGCUGUGGGACUUAAACCGUCGUAUUAUGUGUUUCUGCUGUAAAUAAUCCAAGAUCUUUUGGAGACGGGACUGUGCUGUAAAUAGUGCUGUGGAGUGAAAUAUACAGUCAACUCAAAAGUG
Messenger RNA from Thalassophryne amazonica, 921 nucleotides. It is a transcript of the gene mrps7, whose product is annotated as mitochondrial ribosomal protein S7. NCBI's taxonomy places the organism in Eukaryota, Metazoa, Chordata, Actinopteri, Batrachoidiformes, Batrachoididae. The transcript has 5 exons. Gene Ontology annotation, cellular component: ribosome. The coding region runs from base 104 to 793 and encodes 229 amino acids. Gene Ontology annotation, biological process: ribosomal small subunit assembly; translation. The record is from RefSeq and is a predicted model, not a curated record. Gene Ontology annotation, molecular function: rRNA binding; structural constituent of ribosome; mRNA binding.